Messenger RNA from Purpureocillium takamizusanense, 2064 nucleotides. RefSeq names its product tyrosine protein phosphatase yvh1 (gene YVH1). The transcript is spliced from 2 exons. The record is from RefSeq and is a predicted model, not a curated record. Bases 270 to 1580 code for a protein of 436 amino acids. Gene Ontology annotation, molecular function: protein tyrosine/serine/threonine phosphatase activity. NCBI's taxonomy places the organism in Eukaryota, Fungi, Ascomycota, Sordariomycetes, Hypocreales, Ophiocordycipitaceae. Gene Ontology annotation, biological process: protein dephosphorylation. Gene Ontology annotation, cellular component: nucleus.
CCAAGCAAAGGACGAACGCAACAGCCGCCAUAUCUGGCUCCAGGAAACUCGACCGACUAGAAGACAGAGUUAGCCAUCGAGGGCCCCUUGCCGCAGCUAAGACUCGACUGCUCACCUGUCGGACAUCUCGAGCGUCCUCUCGGGUGGCGCGGUCUGAAACGGCCUGGCUGCUUCAUCACCGGCAGACUUCGCCUCAUCUCAGGCCAGAGGCGAGGCAUACGGGUACUUUUUAUUAUCGUUUCCCGGCUCUCGGGGCGGCUCCCAAGAGUAUGGCAUUGAGUCGGGUAGAAGGGGAGGAUGCGCUCUACGUAGGCGGCCUCUGGGCUCUCCGGCGCUCCGACUCGCUCGCUGAGCGACACAUCACUCAUGUUCUGUCCAUGGUCGGAUUUGACCCGGGCACGUUUCGCAAUUUCAAGGACGAGCUGUGGUCAGACUAUGGCAAGCAAUUCAAACAUCUCACUGUUGACGUGACAGACGAGGACGACACGAACAUCCUCGUCGAGUUUCCCAAGAUAGUGCGCUUCAUUGACGAGGGCCUCCAUGGUGCCAGGGCUGACGCAACCCACGAUCAAGACGGAGGCGGGGUGUCGGGCGAGCAGCCCAUGGUUGAGACAAACUUGGAGACCACAAAGCAGGCGAUAGGGUGUGGCAAUGGCGCAGUGUUCGUGCACUGCGUAGCUGGCAAGUCCCGCUCAGUAUCUGCUGUCAUAGCAUACCUGCUCUGGAAGUAUCCAAAUCGCUUUGAUCCCAACAUCGUUCCACCAUCCGCCUACGACUUGUCUACCAAGAACCAAGGGCCUGCGAAAUCACUAUCAGAAUCACAAACAGCAUCGGGCCCGAAAAGGCCACGGAAAGAAACCGGUGAUGAUGCCGUCAUGGCCGCACUUGGUCUGAUCCGACGCACCCGACCCAUGGCCGAGCCUAACGAUGGCUUCAUGCAGCAGCUCGCACUCUGGUGGGAGAUGGGCUGCCCGGAAGAUGUCGAGUCGAACCAGGCUUACCAGCGCUGGGCAUUCAAGCGCGAGGUUGAGGAGUAUAUCGCCGUCGGACAGGCGCCGAGCCGGUUACGGUUCGAGGACGAGGCGGCACAGGCCCAGAAGACCCCAUUCGGUAGCAGCGAGGGAACGCCUGGGACAAACCUGCGAUGCAAAAAGUGCCGGCGAACUCUAGCCGCCACGCCAUUCAUCCAGAAGCACACGCCUGCGCCACCCAAGGCGCAGCCAGGCGCAUCGCCGUUGCCGCAGCAGCCAUGUCCACACUACUUCAUCGAGCCGUUGAGCUGGAUGCGCAGCGAGCUGGAGCGCGGCGAACUGAACGGGAGGCUGCUGUGUCCAAACGAGCGGUGCGGCGCCGCUGUCGGCCGAUACGACUGGAAGGGGAUACACUGUGCCUGCGGGGCUUGGGUGACGCCUGGCAUGUCGUUGCAGCGGGCGAGGGUCGACGAGGAGGCCAAAAGGACGACGGCGGGUGGACCUGCUGGUGCGGCGGCCGGGGCACAUCAGGGGGCGGCGAGGAGGGCGCAGCUUGGCAUCCGGAUGCCGCCCGGAGCCGUCAGCACACGCGGCGGCGGGAACUUAUAGAGCAUGGAAGCUGAAGACGACGCCUGCAGCGCCCACGCACACACUUGAUGCAGAGAGCUGUGGCCGGGUGACGACGUGCCGGCAAUGCUUUACGUGGUGUGUAACACCAGACGAUAUGCAUGCAUUACCCGCACAAUACGACGCGGGCCGAACGACAAGUCCUGCGGGAAUCUGCCGAUGUGGAUGAUGCAAUGGUUUCUUGGAAGGGCAGGCUGUGCCGCGUGCGACAGAGACGAGGGCUUGAUGGCUGCCCGCACCGGCUUGUGACACGACUUGCCUGCCAAUGGCUGCGCCACGAUGCCUUCAAGCAUGGCACGCUGCACUGCGCCGCCAGGCGUUGCGGCAGCCGGGAUAUCCUGAGAACCUAAAUACCUAGAGUCUGAUGUACCUAUACGAACAUGAAGAAUAGCCUAUGUCGGAGAUGUGCUGGACUAAUAUCCACGAGGCAGCCUAGUCUGGGGUUUGGGAGUGUGCAGACAUGUGU